Messenger RNA from Condylura cristata (star-nosed mole), 616 nucleotides. It is a transcript of the gene MRPL54, whose product is annotated as mitochondrial ribosomal protein L54. The coding region runs from base 37 to 453 and encodes 138 amino acids. Gene Ontology annotation, cellular component: mitochondrial large ribosomal subunit. The record is from RefSeq and is a predicted model, not a curated record. The transcript is spliced from 3 exons. Gene Ontology annotation, molecular function: structural constituent of ribosome. Lineage: Eukaryota; Metazoa; Chordata; Mammalia; Eulipotyphla; Talpidae.
CCGGAAACACACACGUACGGGCAGCAGGCCUACGUCAUGGCGGCCAGGUGCCUCCUCGGGGCUACCCGAAUGUGGGCCAUCUGGCGGCCCCGGGAGCUCCCGGACCCCGCCAGUGCUGGGAGGCUCCUUGUACGGGGUUAUGCCAAGAGACCGGUGAUUAAGGGGGGCAAAGGCGGUAAAGGCGGAGUGGCCGCUGAGGCCCUGAAGGACCCAGAGGUGUGCACAGACCCUGUCCGGCUUACCACACACGCCAUGGGCGUCAACAUCUACAAGGAGGGCCAGGAUGUGGUCCUGAAGCCAGAUGCUGAGUACCCCGAGUGGCUGUUCCACAUGAAUUUGGGACCCCCCAAGAAGCUGGAGGAGCUGGACCCUGAGACCCGGGAGUACUGGAGGCUGCUGCGGAAACACAACAUCUGGAGGCACAACCGGCUGAGCAAGAACCGGAGGUUUUAGGGAGAGAGACAGGAGUGACCCCACCUGCCAAGGCCUCUCCUGCUCCCAUGGAAGGCUGUUCUCCUGGAGAAGAGAGACUUUCCUGAGAACAGAGACCUUCAGCUGUGUGUCCCCACGGCGAAACUGGAUGAGCGCCCUGGGACAAUAAAGACCUUGGACUGUG